Pecten maximus is the source of this 1695-nucleotide messenger RNA. Its product is annotated as mitochondrial import inner membrane translocase subunit Tim13-B-like. The transcript is spliced from 7 exons. Lineage: Eukaryota; Metazoa; Mollusca; Bivalvia; Pectinida; Pectinidae. The coding region runs from base 297 to 1202 and encodes 301 amino acids. The record is from RefSeq and is a predicted model, not a curated record.
CUCAGAACAGAAAUGUGUGGCAAUGUGCAUGGACAGAUAUAUGGAUACAUGGGACCUAACAGCAAAAACAUAUGCCAGUCGACUACAGCGGGAGAUGUCAUAGAACACUGUGUAACAUUAUAGAGAGUGGAUGUAUUAUUGUGUGAACACAUACAAAUGGGAUGAAUAGGAUCACUAUCGGAAGUUAUAAUAGCACCAGGGACGUACAUAGAUGUAUGUACUGAUUAAUCUGGGACUACAUCGAUAAACCAGGGACAUACAUCGAUAAACCAGGGACAUACAUAGAUAAACCAGGGAUGUACAUCGAUAAACCAGGGACGUACAUAGAUAAACCAGGGACGUACAUAGAUAAACCAAGGACGUACAUAGAUAAACCAGGGACGUACAUAGAUAAACCAGGGACGUACAUAGAUAAACCAAGGACGUACAUAGAUAAACAAGGGAUGUACAUAGAUAAACCAGGGACGUACAUAGAUAAACCAGGGACGUACAUCGAUAAACCAGGGACGUACAUCGAUAAACCAGGGACGUACAUAGAUAAACCAGGGACAUACAUUGAUAAACCAGGGACAUACAUAGAUAAACCAAGGAUGUACAUAGAUAAACCAGGGACGUACAUCGACAAACCAAGGACGUACAUAGAUAAACCAGGGACGUACAUAGAUAAACCAGGGACGUACAUAGAUAAACCAGGGACGUACAUAGAUAAACCAAGGACGUACAUAGAUAAACCAGGGACGUACAUAGAUAAACAAGGGACGUACAUAGAUAAACCAGGGACGUACAUAGAUAAACAAGGGACGUACAUAGAUAAACAAGGGACGUACAUAGAUAAACCAGGGACGUACAUAGAUAAACAAGGGACGUACAUAGAUAAACAAGGGACGUACAUAGAUAAACCAGGGACGUACAUAGAUAAACCAGGGACGUACAUAGAUAAACCAGGGACGUACAUAGAUAAACCAGGGACGUACAUAGAUAAACCAGGGACGUACAUAGAUAAACCAGGGACGUACAUAGAUAAACCAGGGACGUACAUAGAUAAACAAGGGAUGUACAUAGAUAAACCAGGGACGUACAUAGAUAAACCAGGGACGUACAUUUAUAAACCAGGGACGUACAUAUGUAUAUGUAUGUCCCUGAAUAAACAUAAGGUAUUAGUUUGGGAGGUCCAGAGACUAGUGCCCUACACAAGGUAUUAGUUUGGGAUGUCCAGAGACUAGUGCCCUACAUAAGGUAUUAGUUUGGGAGGUCCAGAGACUAGUGCCCUACAUAAGGUAUUAGUUUGGGAUGUCCAGAGACUAGUGCCCUACACGACAUCAAGGCUAGCAGCUGAAGUUUACAGCUGAAGUUUUGGUUCGGUGAAGUUUUAUGAACAGAAACUUUUAGUGAUCAUCAUCGACAGAUGUUUUUUGUAAUAUAUACCGUGUCCAGUAUGUUUUGAAUACACAUUGUGACAGAAUUACAUGUUACUCGAUAUAUCAAAUACAUUUACAGAUAAUCCCAUAAAAUGUGAAAGUUUUACCUGUUAUGUAAUGGUUAGUAAAGAGACAAGUUCCAUUGGGGUACACGUAAUGUAAAAAUAUCAGGUAGCUUGGCAUUCUGUGGUAGGAACAGAAUUAUUUUAUAUUGAAUUAACCAGGUAUUGAAUUAAAGUGUAUAGUUUGUUGAUUGACAAGCUUGUGUUUGAUGAUA